AUGAGGCCUCUUGCCGCCCAAUUUUGCGCCUCUCGGCGAGGCUAUUCGACUCAGAAUGUUACUUCCACAUUGCAGGCGGGCAUCGCCCAAAUCCUGCACACCAGCAAAGAAAUCCCCGAUCACCUGUCCCCGACGCCGUCACACCUUCUGAAUCUCUUGUUCUCCGAUGUUCUUUCUUCAUCUUCCUCCAAACCCCCACCACCAAAAUAUCCUCAGCCCUCAGCACAUUCUACGCAUCUCCCGCAGGGCCAUCACCUCGCCUACUUCCCUCUCCAGUCUCCGCCCUCGGGGCUCAUGCCAGAUGGGACAGACCCCGACCACUGCCCAGGCGCGCCAUUCACACGUCGUCUAUGGGCAGGCGGCGAGGUCCGUUUUCUAGAAGGUUGGGAAAAGGAACUACGCUUGGACGGAAGGCGAGUUCAGUGUGUUGAAACCGUGGAAGAUGUGAGGCCUGAGAAGGAACGGGUGUGGGUUGAGUUGUGGAGACGGUACGCUGCAGCCACAGGGAAGACUCCUGUGAUUGAGGAGAGAAGAACUCUUGCCUUCUUGCCAGAAGUGAAUGCGCCCCCUCCAAUGAGGCGAAGUCUUAGACCACCGCAUAAACCGACAUCGUCGAUAACACUCACACCCACGCAGAACCUUUUGACAAAUUUCAGUGCGUUGACGUACAAUGCCCACGCGAUCCAUUUAGAUUCUGCGUGGGCUGCGCAGGAGGGCCACCCAGCGACACUGGUCCAUGGGCCUAUGUCGCUGGCUCUCAUCCUCGCGUUCUUGAAUCAACAGGGCCAACGUGUAAGAUGGUUUGGGUAUCGAAACUUGGCGCCACUGUAUUGUGAUUGCAGUCUGACGAUUUGUCUACGUGAGAAAGAGAAUGUCGAGGAGGAUAGGAAGUGGGAUGUUUGGAUUCAGGAUGCCGAGGGUGGUAUGGCUGUUAAGGGGAGUGCAACGACCGUUGAUAUGUGA
Molecule: messenger RNA, 963 nt
Organism: Colletotrichum truncatum
Lineage: Eukaryota; Fungi; Ascomycota; Sordariomycetes; Glomerellales; Glomerellaceae
Cellular component (GO): mitochondrion
Molecular function (GO): (3R)-hydroxyacyl-[acyl-carrier-protein] dehydratase activity
Source: RefSeq, a predicted model, not a curated record